This is a messenger RNA of Gossypium raimondii (Peruvian cotton), 3034 nucleotides long. Its product is annotated as L-type lectin-domain containing receptor kinase IX.1. The coding region runs from base 81 to 1664 and encodes 527 amino acids. Gene Ontology annotation, cellular component: plasma membrane. Lineage: Eukaryota; Viridiplantae; Streptophyta; Magnoliopsida; Malvales; Malvaceae. Gene Ontology annotation, biological process: protein phosphorylation. Gene Ontology annotation, molecular function: protein kinase activity; ATP binding. The record is from RefSeq and is a predicted model, not a curated record. The transcript is spliced from 2 exons.
UGGUGAUCAGUUAAUUGAUUCAUAACCAAACUUCAUUCUGUUUUCUUUUAUAGUACAUUUUCAUAUAUUUAGUACAUAGAAUGGAGUCGACCAGGUUUUCACUGACCUUUUGUUUCAUAGGCUUAGCUUUGUUCCCUCUUAUGUAUGUGCAAUCUGCACCAACGGCAUAUAGAUCAGCUAACGCUCCAGUUAUGUAUGUGCUACCGAAUGACUCUUCUGUCCCCCCUGAUGGCCCUAAUACGGUGGUUUCUCGUGCUCCUCUUCCUGUCGGUGCUGAUGGCCCUACUACGGUGGUUUAUCGUGCUCCUCCUCAUGUCGGUGCUGAUGGCCCUACUACGUUGGUUUAUCGCGCUCCUCCUCAUGUCGGUGCUGAUGGCCCGCAUACCUUCGUUGCUCCUCCCCCUCCAGCGGCUCGACUAAGCCCCAGUCUUGUGGUCGGGUUGAUUGUUGGAGCUGGUGCUUUGAUUUUUGGCUUAGGUUUCAUUUGGUUCAUUUUAAGGAGGAAAACACACAAGGCGAGCAAAUUAGAUUAUGAUAUGUUUGAUGAGCUCUUCGGUGGUGAAUUCCAAAAUGGGAUGGGACCAAGGAAGUUUUCCUUUGUGGAAAUAGCUAAAAUGACCAGUAAUUUCAAGGGUGAAAAGCUUGGAGAAGGAGGGUUCGGUGCAGUUUAUAGAGGAUACUUAAGGGACUUGGAUACUCAUGUGGCUGUUAAGCGGAUUUCAAAGGCCUCUAAGCAAGGAAUUAAGGAAUAUGCAUCUGAAGUGAAGAUCAUUAGCCGAUUGAGGCACAAGAAUCUGGUCAAGCUUAUUGGCUGGUGUCACGAAAAGGGGCAACUUAUACUCGUUUAUGAGUUCAUGGUUAAUGGCAGCCUAGAUUCCCAUCUUUUCAAAGGUAAAACCUUAUUGACCUGGGAUGUGAGGUUUCAAAUUGUGCAGGGCCUGGCAUCAGCUCUUUUCUAUCUACAUGAAGAAGGUGACCAUUGCGUGCUACACAGGGAUAUCAAAGCCAGCAACGUUAUGUUGGAUUCUAGUUUCAAUGCUAAAAUAGGGGAUUUCGGGCUGGCUCGACUAGUCGAUCAUGUGAAAGGGUCACAAACAACCCAUUUAGCCGGGACCAUGGGCUAUAUUGCACCUGAAUGUGUUUCAUCAGGAAAGGCUAGUAAAGAAUCUGAUGUCUAUAGUUUUGGAGUUGUUGCAUUGGAGAUUGCAUGUGGUAGAAGGUCAAUAGAGCCUAGAUAUGAAGAAUCUCAGGCUUCGCUGGUAGCUUGGGUGUGGGAGUUGUACGGAAACCAACAGAUACUUGGUGCAGUUGACCUGAAAUUAGGCAUGGACUUCGAUGCUAUACAAAUGGAAUGCUUGUUGAUGGUUGGGCUGUGGUGCGUCCAUCCGGACCAAAAUUUGAGACCGUCGAUAAGACAGGUAAUUCAGGUUCUUAAUUUUGAGGCACCAUUGCCAAAACUUCCAAGUAGGAGGCCUACUCCCACAUAUGAUGUGCAAACUACUUCUGGAAUUCAAGGAAGCAGGGUGCAAAAUCGACACGGGCUGGCACACGGGCGUGUGGCCAACCCGUGUGGAAAUGCCCAGGCCGUGUGGAUCUUGGAAACAACUCUUUUUUCCCGAUUUUGGCUCGUUUUUUGCUCGUUUUGCUCCCCUAUGCUCACCUAAGUAUAGAAACAUGAAUUUAAAGGAUUAGGAGCAUCAAAUUCACUAAUUCACAGAAUAAAUCAUCCAAAAAUGCAUCAAGAAUGAGAUUAAAAACAUAUUACUUUUAUGGCUUAUCAUCGACUCUUUUUUUUUUAAAACGAAGACGGAGUCACCACCAAUCCUUUUAUUAGGUAUGAUUGGAUCACCUCAAAACUUGAUCAUUUUAAUAAAAAGGUUAUAUUUACUAAACACUAAUUUUCAGUCUACAAAAUCCAGGAAAUAGGUUCGGGAGUCGGUUACAUAUGAGGAAGGAUUAACACACUCAUAACGCCCAAAAUUGAUGCCUAGUUGAUUACUUGAUGUCUUAGCGUCGAAAAUUGAGAAUUCGAAGAGAAUUUAAAAUGCGAUCUCUUUUUACAUGAUGUUUUUUAAUGGCAUUGAAUAUAUCACUAUCUAAAUUAAAUUUUAUGGAGGAGGCUCUCUUAUUUUGAGUUAAUCGAGAAAAAAAUCAUGUCCCGUAAGUUAGGGCAUGAUGUCUCGAAUCCCCAAAAGCAAGAAUACUCGUCGUUUGAUUAUUACCUAAAUCCUAUACGUCUUGAAUUUUAAAUAGGAUAUUGUUUAGUUAUCUAGGUUCUAGGAGGAGGUCAUACUCCGUAAGUUAGGAACACAACUCCUCGAAUCCCAAAAAUAACGAACAUUGCCUCAGUUUUAAUUACUUUUUAUGCAUUGUGUAAAAAACAGAUGAAUGUAUGUAGCAAUAUUUACAAUAUAAGAUGAUGACAAAAUUAUGAAAUUAACAAAAUGAUAACAUAAAUAAUGAAAUAAAAUGACAAUAAUAUAAUAAUAUAAUAAAUAUAAUAAUAAAUAAUAACAAUUCAAUUAAUAAUACUAUAUAAUAAUGAUAAUAAUAGUGAAAUAAUAUAAAAAUGCACGAUGAUAAUAUAAUUAUAUCCAAAAUAAAAUAGUACUAAUAGUAUUAAUAGUAUCUACAUUUAAAAAUAAUUAAUAAAUAAUAAAUAAUUAUAUUUUGAAAAAUAAAAAUAAUAAUAUGAGCAUGCCUAAAUGGGCUUAGGUUAAUCAUUUAUAAAUAUUGACGAGUUUGGGUAAAAAUUGAUGCUCAUAUUUUGGAUCACAUUGAACUUGAGCAACCAUAUAUAAGACCUAAUCCAAAAUCAGAUUGAUCCAACUCAUAAACAUCUCUAUUGAGUAGAGAGAGAAAGGAAGUGGCUUUGUAUAAGAGGUUUUGAGUUUAGGGUUUAAAUUUGUUAUAUUAUUUAAGGAUAAAUCUCAAAACUAUACAUAAACUUUGAUUUUGUGCAAUUUUAUACAUGAAAAUUUGAUUUGAUUCAAUUUUCACAAAUUAUUAAUGCAAUUAUUGAUAUAGCAUCAUU